CACUAUUCACCAAUCAGUGUUGCAUUCAAAGCCUCAUCAGCGGCGUUGCUGCGCUUGGUGGUUUUAUUUAUUUAUUAUAAUUUUUUAUUUGGGCAGUAAUUUUGUAUAAAUAACAUAUUCAAAUCUAUUAAAAUGACCAGUGAAAAAAUGUGUCGACUGUGCAUGGGUCGAUCCAACCUAAUAUAUUCGGUAAUGGAUGAAAAUCUUAUCCAGAAAAUUGCAAUCUGCGUUAGUGUUUUGAUUAAUCCAACGGAUGCAGCCUUUCCUUUGGAACUGUGUGCACUUUGUGUAUUGAAGGUGAAGGAUUUUUUCGAAUUCAGACAAAACUGUUUGAAAGUUCAGCAACUUUUGGAACAAAAUACAGCUCCGAUAGACGAAGUGAAACUGCCAUCCGACACGAACUUGGGAAUCAAAGAUGAAAAACCAUCCACUGAAAAGGUGGAAACUACUCAGGCGACGAAAUUUGAAAUUAUUAUUGAUUCAGAAGAAAACGAUGAUGAGCAUUUUUUGGAUGAGGUCCCAGAACACCAGGAAAAUGUGUCGAUAGUCGAGUCGGAAACGAUUGCAACAAUAGAAGAACUAGAAGAAAUACCUGAUGAAGAUGAGAUAAUCGAAUUGGUGGAGGAAACUCAUGAAACACAGCAAGAAUUUGAAUAUGAUUUGCAGAGCACAGAAGCUAGACAUAUGGAUUACCGUGUCGAUAUGAUAGAACUAAACUAUGAUUCAAAUAAUCCAGCAGAUGUUUCUGAUGAAAUACAAAAUGACGAAGAUUAUUCAGAAACCGAAAUUGAAUCAAACACUGUAUUGAAAAUUGAAGAAAACGAAGGACCAUCAUGUCAGAUAACUCCAUUGUUACGGAAUACACUUAAACAGUACAGUGGACCAAAGCAACCAAAACCUAGUCUAAGCGAAAAAGAAAUCUACCAGUCUCUGUUGCAAGCCUGUCCUACGUGCGGAAAAUCGGUUGAACGCAACCGCAUGGAAGGACACCGCAAUCGUCAUCUCGAUAUACGGCCUUACUUAUGUAGCGAGGAGAGCUGUAGUAUGACGUUUCACUGUAAAAUAUCGCUGAGGCUUCACACCAAAGCUCGACACAGUACCGAAAAGAUGAACUGUGAUAUCUGUGGAAAAGUGUACACUUCGAAAAAGGGUCUCUAUCAUCACCGGAAGGAAAGCCACACGGAAAAGCAUUACGCAUGCGACGAGUGCGGACUGGUGUUUGUAACCAACGCACGUUUGAACCGUCACAAGGUAAUUCACACAGAUCAGCGGGAGUUCAAAUGUCCGUACUGUCCAAAGGAAUUCUUUCGGAACAAUAAUCUAAAGGUCCACAUCCGUAGUCACACUAAGGAGAAACCCUUCAGCUGCUCUGCGUGCGAUAAAGCUUUCGGCUAUCAAAGGCUCUUGCGGGAACAUAUAAGCCGACAUCAUUGAUACGUAACCAACAGUAACGGCCGAUUAUAAAAUACAUUUAAUAUUUUUGUAUAAGUUAAAAAAAUGCGGUUUUUGUUGAA
Armigeres subalbatus is the source of this 1514-nucleotide messenger RNA. RefSeq names its product zinc finger and SCAN domain-containing protein 31-like. Bases 133 to 1434 code for a protein of 433 amino acids. The record is from RefSeq and is a predicted model, not a curated record. The transcript is spliced from 3 exons. Gene Ontology annotation, cellular component: nucleus. Gene Ontology annotation, molecular function: zinc ion binding. NCBI's taxonomy places the organism in Eukaryota, Metazoa, Arthropoda, Insecta, Diptera, Culicidae.